ACAACGUAUUUUGCUUUAGGAACAGGCUUCCAUUUCAGGUUACUUUCAUCAUUGGACUCUCCCCACUUGAGGGGGAAAAGCCUUGUUUUCCCAAAAUGCCCGAUGUUUGGGAAAACAUUUAUAUUGCUUUUGAGUCCAUGAUUGCAGUGCUUGCGAUCCUGGGUAAUAUCCUGGUCAUUUGGGUGCUGAAGUUAAACCGGACAUUUCAGAAGAGUAUCUUCUACUUCAUUAUCUCACUGGCAGUAGCUGAUAUUGCUGUUGGACUUGUCAUGCCAGCAGCUAUUGUGGUGAGCUUAGGCAUCCAGAUGCCAUACGAUGCCUGUCUGUUCAUGUGCUGUUUGCUUGUGGCUUUUACUCAAGCCUCCAUCAUGUCUUUACUUGCCAUAGCAAUUGACAGAUAUUUGAGAGUACGGCUGCUCAUCAGGUAUAAGCUAAUAACCACUGAGAAAAGAAUCCGUAUGGCUUUGGGAACAGUUUGGCUCUUGUCGCUGCUAGUAGGAUUUAUUCCCAUGUUUGGCUGGGCAGAAGAAAAACCGGGAAACUCAAGCAAUGUGGAAUGCAAGUUCAGAAACGUUAUGAAAAUGGACUACAUGGUGUACCUGAGCUUCUUCACUGGCACACUUGCCCCGCUGAUUCUCAUGUGUGUCCUUUACACAAAGAUUUUCUGCAUCAUCCGAUCAAAACUGGAACUAUGUUCAGGGAGUGGCAAGGGGCAAGGAAUAAGUUACAGACAUGAAUUAAGGAUAGCCAAGUCAUUGUCCUUGGUCCUCUUUUUAUUUGCUGUCUGCUGGCUGCCAAUGUGUAUUCUGAACUGUCUCAUGCAUUUCUAUUCCAUUCUCGACAUCCCAGAAAAGAUAGUAUAUUUGGCUAUUCUGCUUUCACAUUCCAAUUCAGUCAUGAACCCCAUUGUCUAUGCUUUCAGGAUAAAAAAGUUCCGGAAAACUUGCAUCCAGAUUUUAAGAACCUAUGUUUUGCAGAUGGACCCAGAAACUGAUGUACCUGAUGGACACUCAUCAUCUGAACCAUUGUAGCCCCCUUAUACCAAAUCACACUCUUUGACUAGGCUCUAUAAUAUUUUCUA
This is a messenger RNA of Sceloporus undulatus (fence lizard), 1081 nucleotides long. Its product is annotated as adenosine receptor A3-like. The transcript is spliced from 2 exons. Gene Ontology annotation, biological process: G protein-coupled adenosine receptor signaling pathway. Lineage: Eukaryota; Metazoa; Chordata; Lepidosauria; Squamata; Phrynosomatidae. The record is from RefSeq and is a predicted model, not a curated record. Gene Ontology annotation, molecular function: G protein-coupled adenosine receptor activity. The coding region runs from base 96 to 1031 and encodes 311 amino acids. Gene Ontology annotation, cellular component: synapse; dendrite; membrane.